UCCUGCGCUCCUCUCUGUCUCCUACUCUACAUUUCAUUUAGGAAAAAGAUAGAAAACGAAAACGAUAUACAGACAUGUGCGGAGAAACAAACACAAAAAGAAGUGCUUUUGGUUUUAUGCUUUACUGGAGCAGAGCAAGUCAGUAAAGUCAUAGGGCAAGUUUCUUUCUUUCUUUCUUUCUUUCUUUCUUUCUUUCUUUCUUUCUUUCUUUCUUUCUUUCUUUCUUUCUUUCUUUCUUUUCUUUUCUGUCUGUCUGUCUGUCGUUCUUUCUUCCUUUCUUUCACUCUCUGCUGGACGCGGUCCCGGUUCUGCACUCUGGAUCUCUGGACCGUACUUUCCGUGAUGGACCGGGUUGGGAAGUGUGGGACUACCAGGUGCGCAGGAGGACGUCUGGGCGUUUAGGGAGAAAUAGGGCUGAGACUGCCUCAUGUGUUGGGCUUCCUCUGUGUUCUGGUCCCCACCGACCCCCAUCCUUCCAGCAUCAGUGGGAUGUCCCAGGUGUGUCUCCUCUUGGCCUUGCUCAUGCUCUGCAGCUGCACAAAGGUUUCCUCUGCCAACUCUCUGGAGCUUUUGAAGGAGCAGUGGAGCAGCUACAGGGACCAGUGCCUGGACUACAUUAAUGCUACUGCCCCUGCAACAGGGUUUGUGUGUAACAGGACCUUUGAUCUGUAUGCCUGUUGGCCUGAUGGACUUCCGGGAACCACAGUUAAUGUCUCGUGUCCCUGGUUCCUGCCUUGGUACCGCAAAGUUCAGCGGGGUCUGGUCUACAGAGUCUGCAGUGAAGAUGGUAACUGGGGACCAAAGAAUACCAGUGAAUGUGAGGAUGACCCUGGUGAGCAGCAGUAUGGUCGCAUCCUCAAUCAGUUACGAAUCAUGUACACAGUGGGCUACUCUCUCUCACUUGGAGCUCUGCUGCUGGCCCUAGGAAUUCUCAUCAGCUUCAGGAAGCUCCACUGUAUGAGGAACAACAUCCAUAUGAACCUGUUUGCUUCCUUCAUCCUGAGAGCUGUGUCCAUUCUGGUUAAAGAUGCCCUACUGACCCAGACACUGGACCCAAAGAGCAGCAGUGACAUCCGGACACAAGCCUGGGUCAACAUACCAGCUGUGACGUGGUGCCGAGGUGCCAUGGUGAUGAUGCAGUACAGCGUCAUGGCCAACAACUACUGGCUGCUGGUGGAAGGCAUCUACCUGCACAGUCUCCUGGUCAUCACUGCUUUCCGUGAGAAGAAAUACUUCUACAUUUACCUGGCCAUUGGCUGGGGUGCACCAUUAAUUUUUGUGCUGCCGUGGAUCACAGUGAAAUAUCUGUAUGAGAAUGAAGAGUGCUGGGAGAGAAACAUUAACAUGGGAUAUUGGUGGAUCAUCCGUUCUCCCAUACUGUUUGCUUAUCUGAUUAACUUUGUCAUCUUCAUCCGAAUAAUUAAAAUCUUGAUGUCUAAACUUAGAGCCCACCAGAUGAGAUACACUGACUACAAAUUCAGACUAGCAAAGUCCACCCUGACCCUCAUCCCCCUGCUUGGGAUUCAUGCUAUCCUCUUCACCUUUGUCAUAGAUGAAUCUGUCCCAAAAGGCUCCAUGCUCCGCCUUAUUCGCCUCUUCUGUGACCUUCUUUUCAACUCCUUUCAGGGACUGCUGGUUGCUAUCCUAUACUGCUUUGUCAAUAAAGAGGUGCAGUCGGAGAUGCUAAAAAAGUGGAAGAGGUGGAAACUGGGGAAGGAUAUUGAUGAGGAGUACCGCCACACCCACAGCCACACCCCGCACAUUAAAAGCGGCAGCAUCGCCACUGGCAAUCUGCCCGAUCUCCAUGACAACAACGCCAGCGACCCAAGCAGUGACUCACCUCGCCUCGACAAAGCCAACAGCGGCCCAUCCUGUACCACUGCACCUGAGGAGAACCGCAGACUAGUUGUCUCCUACAGCAAUGGAACGGGAAAAAGCAGACCCGCCAAGAGCAAACAAACCCUGCAGUUGUCUUUCAGACCACAGAGAGGCAGCCAUACUAGCACUACAGAGGAUGUGUGUUUGGAGGAGCAAGUGCAGUACUGCAGAUAUCCACAUGGAGGAGAGGAAACCAGCGUUUGAAACUAAGAGCUUUCCAUCACAGAAACGCUUAUUAAUUUUGCUUAGUGCUUAAGGUCACUGUUCACCUGCCACAUAAAAUAUUAGAAAACUUAAUAAAUAAAUUAAUCUACCACCUACAAACUGAUAUUUAUUGGUUUUGGGACUGAAAACAAAUCACUUCCAACUUAAGACAUUGGGAAUGAUUAUAUAAUUUAAAAUAUAACUACUGUGGUUUUCAGUGUGUGUGUGUGUGUGUGUGUGUGUGCAUACUGGACUUUCACUGCAACGUCAAACUUCUGCUGCUGUUGCCAUUGGGAGACAUGCUUGUGUUAUGUGUUUGUUCGCAGCAGUGGGCACUUAUUUGUUGUACUCAUUCAGUGGUUUUAUGACACAAAAUUGCAGCAUUUAUUACAUUCUACGUCUUGUUCAGGAGGACCGAUGGAUUCUCUGGAGACCAAUGACUCGUGCCACUCAGUGAUGAGAGUUAAUGUUUGCCACGCUGUGGGAACCUCGGAGUCGGGAACUCUCAUCUUCAGGAAAACUCUGUUAUUAUGUUUAAAUUAUUGUGGUAUAAAAUAACUAAUGCCAAAGGACAAAUUGAAAAUAUAUCACAUAUCAUCUGUUAAUUAAAUCCAUUUUUCAUGCCUUUUAUGCCUUUUUUGUUUACCAUCUCCAAUCUUCUUAUUGUAAGCUAAUUUUGACUGAAUUUACUUUGAUAACAGAGUAAAAAACAGUUUAAAAUAUUAACUGUAUAAAAAAAUAUUAACUGAGUUACUGUAUAUAUGUAAUUAACAAUACAUGUGAUAUUUAUAGCACUACUUUUUUUCCAAUAACUUAUUUUAAAUGUUUUGGAUUUGCCCUCAUGCAGAAUCAGAGCAAUGAUUCAAACAGACUUAGUUAAUUGUAUGAAAUUCAGUUUGUGGUGCAUUCAAGUUAAAGUUCCUCUGCAUCAUCAUCAUCAAUUAGUUCAAGGAUCUCAAUCUCCGGUCCUUGAUGGCCACUUUCCUGCAGGUUUUAGAGGUUUCCCUGCUUCAACAAAAAUUUAUUUAAAUUUAAAUGUAUGAGUCAUUGUGCAGAACUUAGCAUCAAGCAGUUAAAUCCAUUUAAUUCAAAUCAGGUGUGUUGGAGCAGGGAAGCACUGAAAACCUGCAGGGCAGUGACCGUCAAGGACCAGAG
Messenger RNA from Melanotaenia boesemani (Boeseman's rainbowfish), 3237 nucleotides. It is a transcript of the gene gcgrb, whose product is annotated as glucagon receptor b. Gene Ontology annotation, molecular function: glucagon receptor activity; gastric inhibitory peptide receptor activity; peptide hormone binding. Gene Ontology annotation, cellular component: plasma membrane. Bases 490 to 2082 code for a protein of 530 amino acids. The transcript is spliced from 14 exons. Lineage: Eukaryota; Metazoa; Chordata; Actinopteri; Atheriniformes; Melanotaeniidae. Gene Ontology annotation, biological process: adenylate cyclase-activating G protein-coupled receptor signaling pathway; cell surface receptor signaling pathway. The record is from RefSeq and is a predicted model, not a curated record.